UAUCAGACUUUCACACCGCAAAUUAUAUUUAAAUCACUAUUUAUUUAUUUUGUGCACACUUCACAACACACAAAUAUAGUACUCUAACUCAUUUCCUUUUCUCCUCCCAAUAUAUCAUUUCCACCACCCUCAAUUACUCUCCCUUCCAGCUUUCACAGAAAAAAAUGCUACCAGAACAAACCGCCGUGCUCGGAAUACCCACGGCCACCGCCGAAUGCGAAACGACAUCCAUCCCAGACGAUUCCAUCAUGUUUAUGGACGAUUACGACUUUGACAGCUCUUGCUCCACCCCUUACGUCAGUGCUCCCUCCAGCCCCGGCCGCGGCGGCAACAAUGUCCUCCCUAACAUUUCCGGGUUUUAUUACAGUGCUCCGGCGAGCCCAAUGCAUUUCAUGAUCUCUUCUUCUAGUUUGUUGAAGAAGUCCGCCGAGUCUGAACUUUCCCCCAAUAUCUCCACCGCCGGUGGCUCCUUCGAGUUCGAUUUCUCGGCUGCUAGUAAGGUUUCCAGUAACGGGUCUGCUUCUGCUGGAUCCAUGAGCUCUGCUGACGAGCUCUUCUUAAACGGUCAGAUCCGACCCAUGAAGCUCUCGACCCAUCUCCAGCGCCCUCAAGUUCUUGCUCCCCUGCUCGACCUGGAAGAAACCGGCGAGGAGGAUUCCGAUGACAUUCCCCGGGGAAGGGACUUUAAGAUGCGGGAUCGAUCGUUGCGCCGGAGGACUAGAUCUAUGUCCCCUCUCCGGACUACUGCGCCGUUCGAGUGGCACGAGGAUUUUGAAGUGGAUAUAAAUCCGGCGGAGCUCAAGAAUAAUGGCGGCAAAGAAGGAUUUGCAGAGGAAGCUACCGCUUCGAGCGAAACGACGCCGUGUGAAUCAGGUGCGUCUUCGAGAUCGUCGUCAGUUGGGAGGAGUUCGAGCAGAUGGGUUUUCUUGAAGGAGUUUCUCCACAGGAGUAAAAGCGAGGGGAGAAAUAACGGCCACAAGUUUUGGGGUUCCCUGACAUUUUCUCCGGUGAAGGACAGAAAGAUCAAGAUGGAGAAGUUUAUGCCGUCGAAAAUCGCGUCGUCGAAGUCCGGCGACAAGAAUACGGGUUCGAAAACCACUGCAACGGCAACGGAAGCAUCGUCGGCGUCAUCGGCGAAUAAAGCUGUUUCGCCGGAUUUAUCGGCGCCGGAAUCAUCUCAGAUGAAACAGGGUACGGCCGCCGGGCCUAAAGAAGUGAAAAAGAAGCCUGUAAAUGGAGUUGGGAAGAGAAGGGUUCCUCCUUCACCUCAUGAAUUGCAUUACACGACAAACAGGGCUCAAGCUGAGGAGAUGAGGAAGAAGACAUUCUUGCCGUACCGGCAAGGAUUGCUUGGUUGUUUAGGAUUCAGCUCAAAGAGUUACGGAGCCAUGAAUGGUUUUGCUAGAGCUUUGAAUCCAGUUUCUUCGAGGUAAAAAUAAAUAAAUAAGAUAAAUUACAGUAGCAAUAAUGUAAACUAUAAGUUAGUGAAUCUUUAAGAUCAUAGUCAUUUGAUCCAUCAUAUCAUUAUUAUGGAUAACAACUCUAAAGUGCAGUUUGUAUAGGAAACAGAUCUCUCCUUUUUUUUUUUGGUUGCCUCUUCACUUAGAGAAGAAGAAUGUAAUUCUGUGAUCUACUUGUGUAAGUAGUUUAUUAAGUAGUGUUGUAAUUGCAUGGCAAUCUCUGAUAUAAAUGAGAUUGAAAAGCAAUAGAAGGAAAUUGUUCCAGUCAAAGGUGAUUUCUUUGUUUGGCCAUUCAGGGAAAUGAAACCUCCCCAUAUAGGCCGUGGAAUCUUUAGAUCCAAAAACAUUUUUGUUCUUGCAAUUUGUCACCAUGAAAUGACCAUGGCAAAUCUACCACCAAUCUUCCUUGGAAAAUGCACUUUUUUUAGGCUAAUUAUAGCUCUAAUUUGUA
This is a messenger RNA of Oldenlandia corymbosa var. corymbosa, 1911 nucleotides long. Lineage: Eukaryota; Viridiplantae; Streptophyta; Magnoliopsida; Gentianales; Rubiaceae. The record is from the annotation of a GenBank genome assembly.